GAGAGAGAGAGAGAGAGAGAGAGAGAGAGAGAGAGAGAGAGAGAGAGAGAGAGAGAGAUGAGUAAUAGUAAUAGCAGGAGGAUGCCUUUGGCAACACUAUUAGAAGAACCCAUUGAUGUAGAUGAAGAUGGAGAGUACAAGCAUCAUAGCAUAUGGUCCUCAUCAUCCAAGAAAGCUCAAACAUGGCGUAAUUGGCUCAAAACUCAUAUCUUUUUGGCCAAUAAACACAAAUCCAUCAAGUAUCAUAACAUUCUUCUAAGUGUUUUGGGUUGCCCUCUUGUUCCUGUCUCCCUCCUCCCUCCCAAAAUACCUUUUUCUCAGGUCUCAUCAUCGGCACAAUACAUAAUACAACAUUUCACGGCGGCCACCGGUUGCCGGAAACUUGAAGGAACAGUAAGGAACAUGUAUGCCACCGGAAAAGUUACCAUGGCCAUGGUGGAGGAGCUCAGCCCAAAUGGAUCCACCACCAAUACCAUUAGUAACAUCGGAGUGCCACAAAAGGGUUGCUUUGUUAUGUGGCAAAUGGUGCCAAAUAAGUGGCUAAUUGAGCUUGCUGUUGGCGGAAAUAAGGUGGUCGCCGGAAGUGAUGGUAAUGUUGCUUGGCGGCAUACACCGUGGUUAGGCUCUCAUGCCGCCAAAGGUGGUGUUCGUCCUCUCCGCCGUGCUCUUCAGGGCUUAGAUCCUAUGGCUGUGGCAGGUGUAUUCUCCCUAGCACAAUACAUGGGAGAAAAACAAAUUGGUGACGUGGAUUGCUUCGUUUUAAAAAUAUCAGCAGAUGAUGUUGACCUGGCAGACCGAAGUGACAACACAGCAGAAAUGAUCAAGCAUGUAAUGUUUGGUUAUUUUAGCCAAAAGAACGGUUUACUAGUGCACUUAGAAGACUCUUACUUAACUAGGGUUCAAACCCCUGGUUCAUUCCCUAUGUAUUGGGAAACCUACAUGGCAACAAAAAUUGAAGACUAUAGACUCACUGAAGGUGUAAUGAUCGCACAUUCGGGUCAAUCAGAUGUGAUCAUCACAAGAUUUGGGGAUAACUUGAGGGCGGGACCCGUUAUCACUAGGAUGGAGGAGAAGUGGACAAUUGAUGACUUGGCAUUCAAUGUCCCUGGAUUGUCAAUGGACUGUUUUAUCCCUCCGGAAGAAUUACAUAAAGAUUAUACCGAAGAAAAUCUUGAUUGGAGAUCAAAUUUAAAUUUAGACGGAUCAUCUUCUUCUUCAUGA
Molecule: messenger RNA, 1221 nt
Organism: Lactuca saligna
Lineage: Eukaryota; Viridiplantae; Streptophyta; Magnoliopsida; Asterales; Asteraceae
Source: the annotation of a GenBank genome assembly